AUGGCCCCUGCCACGAAAUGGCCCAGCUCGCAUGUCCAGAAUUCUGCCACGAAGAAACGUCGUAGCUCGCGUGCCGUGGUCGAAAUCGACACCUGCUCUGGCGAUGACGAUGAGGUCGCCCGCGACUUCGAAGACAGCGAGAGCAACGACUCCAGCGAGUCGACCUGCGAUGAAAACUCUGGCAAGACGGAGGCCAAGUGGUGGUACCAGCUGAACGUCUUCAAGAGCCCUGCCGUGACUCGACAGUUGGCACCACGGAUGGACGUUUAUGAGGAGGGGUUGAGACGACUGAUGAAGACUCCGCGUGCGAUGGCCAAGGAGCAGCGCAAAUUGCUGAAGAAGGUGCAGCACGAAAUGACCGUGACGAUGCACAGCGCAGCGAAUAGAACUUUACACCUCAAACCAGAAUUGGCGGACGAUGCUGACCAAUUCUUCUUGAAGCUCUGA
Molecule: messenger RNA, 447 nt
Organism: Phytophthora nicotianae INRA-310
Lineage: Eukaryota; Oomycota; Peronosporomycetes; Peronosporales; Peronosporaceae
Exons: 2
Coding region: 1-447 (148 amino acids)
Source: RefSeq, a predicted model, not a curated record